AUGAAGAAGUUGGGCCGUUUGCUGUUGCUUGAAGGUGUAAUACCUCGAUGUGCUUUGCUAGAAGUGGUGGACGUGGAGGUCAAAAUGUCAACAAAGAUUACCCUCCACCACUUCAAUUACUUUUUAGAGGGAAAAGAAUCGAAUCAACAAAUAUGGGGAGCUUGUGAUUUCCUCCACAUAGACCAGAACAGAGAAGGGUAACAUUGAGGAUAUUUUUUUUUUCUGUUUAUACGAUAGAUCAAUGAUCAUGGAUGUCAAAUGUAUUAAACUUAAUCUCAUACUUAAAGUUGUUUAAAUCACAAUUCUUAAUUACAUACUAAAAAAAACACACACACACAUACACAUUAAGAAGCAGAAACAAUUUUCGAUUAUGAUUAACACACGCAUAUACAAUGAGAAGCAGAAACUGAUGUGUAAAAAACAACGCAGACAUUAAAAAAACACAAGAAGGAACAAAAGAUAAACAAACAAUCUGAAAGUAGGUUUUUAAUAAAGUUACCGAAAGGAUUGAAGUCUGUGAUUGAGUGGACGAUUUUCGACUGUGAUUGAGCGGACGAUUUUUUACUGCGAUGAUUGAAAAUGUUGGAAACACGAUGCUGUAAAGAAACGAUUGAUAUAAUAUGUUUGAAAUAUAUAUUGACC
Messenger RNA from Lactuca virosa, 642 nucleotides. Lineage: Eukaryota; Viridiplantae; Streptophyta; Magnoliopsida; Asterales; Asteraceae. The record is from the annotation of a GenBank genome assembly.